Corythoichthys intestinalis (scribbled pipefish) is the source of this 5782-nucleotide messenger RNA. It is a transcript of the gene fbxl2, whose product is annotated as F-box and leucine-rich repeat protein 2. Gene Ontology annotation, molecular function: protein binding. Gene Ontology annotation, biological process: SCF-dependent proteasomal ubiquitin-dependent protein catabolic process. The record is from RefSeq and is a predicted model, not a curated record. Gene Ontology annotation, cellular component: SCF ubiquitin ligase complex. The transcript is spliced from 14 exons. Lineage: Eukaryota; Metazoa; Chordata; Actinopteri; Syngnathiformes; Syngnathidae. Bases 355 to 1653 code for a protein of 432 amino acids.
CAUGUUAUUAUUGUUAUUUUGUUCGUCCUGCGAUGAGACGGGCAGCUGCUGGGGAGCCGCCGGCCUGCUGCGACCGCCCCGAAGCACCACCACCACCUCCAACGCCCUCUUCGGCACCAGGCAGCCUCUCACCCGGCUGGCAGCACACCACGACGACGAAAAAGAAGAAGCGGAGGAGGGCGUGAGGUGCCUGCUAGCUCCUCCGGUUGCACUCGUCUCGGCUCCCGGAGCGGUAGCACCACUUUUCGACGAUAGCGACACCGACGCGACGCGAAAAUAAAACGGCGACAGAGACAGCAGCGCCGGGCGGCUCGGCUGGCGUCGACGCGGCUCGGGAGCAGGGACGCCGCAGACAUGAACGGGAUCACCAAGGGCCGCUUCGAGGUGUUCUCCAACAGCGAUGAAGCCCCCAUUAACAAGAAGCUACCUAAAGAGCUGCUACUUAGAAUAUUCUCCUAUCUGGACGUGGUUACACUUUGUCGGUGUGCCCAAGUGUCCAAGGCCUGGAAUGUUCUGGCUCUGGAUGGCAGCAACUGGCAGAAGAUCGACCUGUUCAACUUCCAGACGGACAUCGAGGGCCGCGUGGUGGAGAACAUCUCCAAACGAUGUGGAGGCUUCCUGAGACAGCUCAGCCUGCGAGGAUGCCUGAGCGUGGGCGACGCGUCUAUGAAGACUUUUGCACAGAACUGUCGUAACAUUGAAGCAUUGAACCUGAACGGCUGCACCAAGAUCACAGAUAGCACUUGCCUAAGCCUGAGCAAGUUCUGCUCUAAGCUCAAGCACCUGGACCUCACCUCUUGCGUGUCCGUCACCAAUCAUUCCCUCAAGGCCCUCAGCGACGGUUGCCGCACGCUGGAGACCUUGAAUCUUUCCUGGUGUGACCAGAUCACGCGCGACGGCAUCGACGCCCUGUCCCGAGGCUGCGCCGGUUUACGGGCGCUAUUCCUCAGAGGCUGCACGCAGCUGGACGACGGCGCCUUGAAGCACCUGCAGAAGCACUGCCAAGAGCUCACCACCAUCAAUAUGCAGUCAUGCACGCAAAUCACCGACGAGGGCCUGGUGAGUCUGUGCCGAGGAUGCCACAAACUGCAGAUCCUCUGCGUGUCGGGCUGCAGCAACAUCACGGACGCCUCUCUCACUGCGCUGGGACUCAACUGUCCUCGGCUCAAGAUCCUUGAAGCCGCGCGAUGUUCCCAUGUGACAGAUGCUGGCUUCACUGUGCUGGCUAGGAACUGCCACGAGCUUGAAAAAAUGGACUUGGAAGAAUGUAUUUUGGUGACAGACAACACUUUGGUUCAACUGUCCAUCCAUUGCCCCCGUCUGCAAGCUUUGUCGCUGUCCCACUGCGAGCUGAUCACGGACGACGGCAUCCGGGCGCUGAGCGUGAGCACGUGCGGCCAGGAGCGUCUACGCGUGGUGGAGCUGGACAACUGCCCGCUCAUCACCGACGUUACCCUGGAGCACCUGAAGAGCUGCCACCGCUUGGAGCGCAUCGAGCUCUACGACUGCCAGCAGGUUACCAGGGCCGGCAUCAAGCGCAUACGGGCCCACCUUCCCGAGAUCAAGGUCCACGCUUACUUCGCCCCCGUCACGCCCCCUCCCUCAGUGCACGGCGGCGGGCAGCGCCUGUGUCGCUGCUGCAUCAUCCUCUGACAGUGGAGGGCCAGGGGGGGCCACCUCUGCCUGCAGGUGCUGCUGCUCUGAAAACCAACGAGGAAGACCAAGAACAGGACCUGGGGGUAGUAGAGGGAGAGGAGGGGCUGGACCCGCUCCACCCGGACCACUACAAAGGCCCCUCCUCUUCCUCGCGAGCAUCCUCGCACUUUCGUCGUCCUUCCUUUCGCCCGCCGCACAUCCAAAACGGACGAACAUGUGACGCCAAUAGGGAAAUGGGACCGCCGGUUUGAGUUUUUGUUUGUACAGAGAGAGAAAAAAAGGACAUUUAAGGCCAUUUUUUUGCUUAUCGUAACAGUUUCCCAGCCGCAGUGUUACAACAUAUGUUUACAUCCUGGAUUAUUUUAGCGCACCAACUCGUUUUAUUGGUAGCCUGACUUGCAUCGGUGAAAGAAAUUUUACAUGCGACAAUUUGACAAUCAUUUAACAUUCGGGAAACAAAAUCACAGCUAAGAAUCUCUCCUGCUCAACAACGAGACUCGUGGGAAAGUGGAAAAACUGAGCAGGAUUAUUCAUGGAUGGCACAAACAAAAAGAUUUAACAAAAAAAAAAAAAAAAAAUGGCUGACGCUAAUGCCCUCUCUCUCCUUUGAAAAGGUCUUUAACAGUUUUAUGUUUGAGAAAAUAAGCAGAUGGAUAAAUAAAGUUAAACCAUAGGAAACACAGGCUUGUUUUCUUAAGGGAACAUUUUUUGGGGGUGUGGCUUAUACAUCUUGGAACUCACGAUAUGAUACGAUUUGCGAUACAAAGCUCAAUGCAGCUCUCCCUCGCUACUUAGCGCGUCAAACUUUGCACCCUCAGUCCAUCGCGGAUUUUUUUUCAAUUAAAAAAUACAAAUGAGCUGUCCCGAUACGAUCACACAGUCUCACUCUUCCUCCUGCUGCUUUUCUUCUUCUUUCUCGGGCAGAGUUGCUUGUUAAAGUUAACGAGGCUUGACAGAUGUUAAGGUUUGAUCUUUCCAAAGAAGCUCGGAAGCCCAAACUUCAAAGAACUACAUGUGUCGUCAUAAUUUAGCUUGUUAAACACUUGCUGUGGCAACUCAUUGUGGGUAAGUGAGCAGCGUGAGUGAGUUUCACUCAAUGACGCAUUUAAUAUAGACAAGCAUUUUUCGACGUUUUUCUUGUUUAGCAAUAAUUUGCUGGGACAGUAACAUAUUUAAAACUUAUAACUUCACAAUUAUUACAUUUGAAGUGCUUAAAAAACAUUUAUUAAAAUAUAUACAGUGAUCCCUGACUACUUCACGCUUCAAACUUUGCAGCCGCAAUAAAAAAAUAAAUGCUGUAUUUUAUAGAGCUGUCCCGGUCAUAUCAAGUAGUCUCUCACUCUUGCUCCUGCCGCUUUUCGUGGUCAGGGAGUGUAAUGGAGCUGCUUAUUAAUAUUAACGAUGAUUGACAGACAGUUAAGAUUUGCCAAAGAUGCUUGGAAACCGAAACAAAGCGCCGCAUGCGUCAACAUUGUUUAACUGUUGCUGUGGCAACUCGUGUGUAAGUGAGCAGAUUUGAGUUAACUCACUCAAUGUAGCAUUUAACUCAUUCACCCCUAGCCAUUUUCACCGGAGCAAGGCCCUUCGCACCCGGCCGUUUUACUGGAUUUUGACUGAUUUUGCAAGGCCCACAGAAAAUUCUGUACUAUUGCUAUAUAAACAUGGAAAGAUUAGACUCUCUUCUUUCAGCAAAAAAAAAGUUCAUAUAUUUUCCCCAUUCUUUAGAAAUCUGCGUUAUAAAAAAGCUUAGUUUGAGCAAUUUUCCUAUUUCUGAUGAAAAAAAGGAGAAAUUGAGCUUUUUGUGAAAGCAUACAUUUCAAACAUUAACACAGCUAUUUUUUUUUUUUUUGCUUUAGUUACAUACCAAAAAUCUGAAUAAUGUUUUCCUUUUACAAAAUAAGCUAAACAAAAAGACAAAUAGAGCUUUUGAUAGCAAAGUAACAAUUUAUUUACACAUAACUAACUGAAAGAUGAUGCUGUUCAGGCCGCGACAGCCGAUUAAACUUUUCCCUCAUCACUGGCUGUCUCAUAAAGAUUAAUUUUUUUGAGUCUCUGCGGGCUCUGCUCGUGAGCAGCACGGACUUAAAGGCAUCGUCCGCUGCACUAGUGGUCCCGGUCGUUCUGCUCAGUCGUCCAGUGCCUUGCAUCCCGGGCGUCCUACCGGUUGUUCUGCUUGGUCGUCCGCCGCAUUGCAUCCAUUCGGUCGUCUUCUGCCGGCGCCCCAGCCAUGCGGCUUGGCCGUUCUUUGCCGUUGAAUCAGGUUGCGGGUCUUAUCAAAUGCGCUACUGCCCUCCAGUGGCCAGUUUUAUUGCUUUAAAAUGGAUUUUCAGCUUUGUGCUUUGGAGCUAAAUUGAAUCAGAACCCAGGGAUGUCUCUUUUGAAAAAAAAACCUAAAAGACGUAUACGUCUUUAGGACACUGAAACAAUUAAGAAUAGAACAUAUUUAUACGUUUUUGGGAGCAAAUGAGUUAAUAAAGACAAGCAUUUUUUUACUUUUUUUUAAGGAUUGGGCGUCUACUUUUUUUCUUGUUUAAAAAUAAUUCGGUGGGUAGCAUGUUUAAAACUUUCAUAAUUACUACAUUUGAAGUGCUUAAAAACCAUUUAUUAAAAUAUAGACAUAUAUAUACACAUUUUUUAAAUUAUACUUUGAGAUUAAAGUGAAAAAACAUGUCUUUUAUGUAUUUCUUUCAAUUAUCGCAGCGGGUUCUGGUCCCCAUUAAUCACGAAAAACGAGGGAUCACUGUAUAUACAUAAAAGUUUUUUGGGACUUUUUGGGAAAAAAAUGUGAAAAAUACACAAAGUAUUAUGAUAUAUAACACCAUUUUGAUAUUUUUGUCACACCCAAUAAAUAGUACAGCGGCACCUCUUCUUACGACAUUAAUUGGUUCUGGAAGUCGUUUCGUAAACUGUAAAUUCCAUAAGUAGAGACAUGUUUUAAAAUAUGUAACAAACAAACAAAUAUUGCACAAAAAUAGAAAAAAUUUGAAGUAGCGAUGCAUUACACAAACUAGAAAGAUUUAACAUUGUUAGAGGCAAAACAAAGUGAAUACAUAAAAUCAAAUAUGCAAAAAGCAAAAAUAAUUGCAUAAGGGUAAGGCAAUAAUUUAAAUAUAUUAGAAUUUUUUUUAAAGUGUUUACAUGAAAUACAUUCAUUCGUCUAUAUUGUAGUGAACUAUAAGCAUUAAAAAAAUCACAAAUAAUGGAAAUAUGCCAAAAUACUAGACAAAAAAUUUGAGAUGUUUGAUAUGAUUGGGUAGCCGAUAAUAUCGGCCGAUUAAAGCAUUUUAAAAUGAUAUCGCAUGAUAUCAACAGGGUUGUUUCGUUAUCGGUUUUGGGCCAAUGUGCAUGUUGCCUUCAAAGUAAACGAAGCCUGCCUUUUUACAAAUGCUGGUCAAUGCUUAGCACAGCAGUUCAUGCUUAUUGAGCAUUAGAUGUCUCCAAAUUAAGAUGUUUGGGAUUUGUUAAGUUAGCAUUAUAAUGAUUAGAGGAUCCAGUGAGGCAUCACAGUACAAUUAGCCAUUCUAUGUUAAAUUCACGACCGCAUUUAUCGGUAUCGGUUUGAUGUCGGAUUUUUGGUUAUUGGACAAUAUCGGGUUAUCAGUUUAAAAGUCAUUAUCGGACAACUCUACAAAAAAUAUUGCUUAAACUGCAGCAAUGUGGAAACACUUGCUUAUACAGUAUGCCAUAGGUAAUUUACUGUAUUGUGAUAAACUGUAAUGGGAUAUCAACAAGCUACCAAUAGGUGGCAGCAUAUAUCCACAGUGGCAGCGGUAAUUCACGGAGAAAAGAAAAUAAAUACCCAAAUAUAAGAUGAAAGUUAUGAUUACAUGAAAAAGAAAAAUUUACAAAAGUUAUAAUAUAUUACAAUGAUGUUUUAAAAUAUAUAUUUCAAGAAAAACUUAGGGGGACAAAAUACAUGAAGCAAAUCUAUGUAAAAUCCGGGAAUACAUGAAACCAAUGUUUUAUAGAUAUAGUAGAUUUUAGAGAUAAAACGUAAAAUAGGACUUAUGGAAAACACAUUUUUUAAAGGGGAAAUACUUGAGUAAAAAAAGGAAAGCAUACAAAUAACUGUUUAAAAAAAGAGUAUAUUAUAAAAUUGUAUUAGAUUAAAAUGAUUAGUCUAGAG